Penicilliopsis zonata CBS 506.65 is the source of this 1600-nucleotide messenger RNA. RefSeq lists its product as hypothetical. Gene Ontology annotation, cellular component: endoplasmic reticulum membrane; endoplasmic reticulum. Lineage: Eukaryota; Fungi; Ascomycota; Eurotiomycetes; Eurotiales; Aspergillaceae. Gene Ontology annotation, biological process: post-translational protein targeting to membrane, translocation. The record is from RefSeq and is a predicted model, not a curated record. The transcript is spliced from 3 exons. The coding region runs from base 163 to 1398 and encodes 411 amino acids.
GAAGGAACCAAGCGGCUAAACCUGUUUCGGCGGCCAGCGAUAUCUGGCCUCUCCGUCAAUGUUAUUGAAACCCUCGACAACCUUCGACUGCCUCGCCCCUGCCCGUGUCGAGCGUGUCCCUUGCCCUUUUGUUCUAUUUCUUCGAUUACACUCGACUCCAGCAUGGCAACUCCCGGGCAGCCGAGUCCGCAGCAGAUGGCUGCGAUGCAGCAGCAGUUCGCCGCCGAAGCGGCCAGGCGAGGCAUGACACCCGAGCAGUUCGCCAAGCAGCAACGCGAGCAGCUGGCUACUGAGGCUGCCAAACAUGGAAUGUCGCCGGAGCAGUAUGUUGCACAGUUGCGGAUGCGAGCGAUGGCUGCCCACCAGAAACAGAUGGAGGCCCAGCGCCAGGCACAGGCGCAGGCAGGCCAGCCCCAGCCCCAACAACAGCAGCAGCAACAACAACAGCAGCAGCAACAGCCAUCCCCGGUGCAACAGCCACAGCAACCAGGAACGCAGGACCAGCCGCAGUCUCAACCACAGCCUCAGCGGCCAGCACAACCACAGCAGACCACACACCAUGUGCCCGUGAAUCCUUCCACCCCCGCGGACCCCAAGGCGGUGGCCGUGGCGAAGUUCCUGCGCUCGCAGAACCUGAAGUCGCGGACGUGUAUUCUGGAUGGACAACGAAAGGAUCUUUUUAAGGUGAAGCGAGCCAUCAGAGCUCUCGAAUCGCCCGCCUACGCCAAAGCAGCGAAGAAGAAGAACUCCCUCCUCCCCCCCGUGACAGACCGCGCAUCGGCAGAAAAUGUGUUUAAGCUACUACCACUUUCGCUGCUGGCACUGCGAGUGUCCAAGGUGGACCCUCACGCAGGCCAUAAUCACGCCAAGCCCAAGAACCGGGUCAAGGGCCUGUGGACGGUGAAGAUCGAGCAGCACCAGGAGACGGACCCGAUGAUGCACUAUGUCUUCCUGUACGAAGGCCCGCAAUGGAAGCAGAAGGCGAUGGCGGCUGCCGUGGUGGCAGGUAUCUUUGCCGUCGUCCUUUUCCCGCUGUGGCCGAUAAUGCUGCGCCAGGGCGUCUGGUACUUGAGUAUGGGCAUGAUGGGCCUGUUGGGUCUCUUCUUCGCCAUGUCCAUUUUCCGUCUUAUUCUCUUCUGCGUCACUGUGUUCGCCGUACCGCCGGGUCUCUGGCUGUUUCCCAACCUGUUUGAAGAUGUCGGCUUCUUUGACAGUUUCAAGCCAGUCUGGGGAUGGCAGGAGAAGAAGAAGAAGAAGAAGUCCAGCAAAUCAACCCCCACCGAGACCAAGGCCGAGAUCAAGACCGAGGCUACCACCACCGCAACGGCCACCCCUGACCCUUCGGGCGCUGUGAGACGCGAUCUGGCGCCGCGAGUGGAGGACGUGACUGACGAGUAGUUUUAUUAUUUUUUCUUCUUCUCCGCUUCUUCUUCUUGUUUUCUUUCUCUGCUUGGACUGUUCAAAAGGUAGUCUUAUUAUGUAUCCCACAACGUUCUUCCCACCAGUCUAGACUUCUACAUAGCAUCACUGGUAGUCCUAGGUCUAGCUCUAACCAAGUCAACCAUUGAUUGAUCUAAUCCAUCCAUAAAUACAGAUCUGU